Tuber aestivum (summer truffle) is the source of this 961-nucleotide messenger RNA. The record is from the annotation of a GenBank genome assembly. Lineage: Eukaryota; Fungi; Ascomycota; Pezizomycetes; Pezizales; Tuberaceae.
CAACACCCACCGUUCGAUCCUCCAGCCCCUCCCCAACGACGUAAGAGAAUAAGCAAUACGAUCGUCAUGCAAAGCAUUCUAGUGGCCUCAAGAGGGGUACGCGGAGCCUUCAGAGUCACCCGGUUUCAUGCUAUGUACGGCUCCAUCGGAAUCAGGGAACGUAGCACUGUGCUCAGUGAAAGAAGUGAACGGGGGUUAUUUGAUGCCAUUUUGAUGGCUAAAUCAUCUAUCGGAACGGUGGAGAGCCUCAAACACGAUGCCAAGAAAUCUCUCACCAAUGCCCUCGAAGCGGAAGAACUGCACAUCAACGAAGUUCAAGAUAAUCUAUUUGUUGGAAACCAACGCGGACUCGAUUUAGCAAGCCUCGCACAGUGUCUCGACUCAGAGCUCGCCGCCCGAGACCUGAAGAUCACUGAACUAGAUGAGCGCCUACGAUACCUCCUACACUCCGAUGACUCCUACCAAUUGGUGAGAGCCCGCUACCUUAGUACGUACAAAAGAGAUUACCUCGGUACCGAUACAAAAAAAGACCGUGACAUCAUCGCCGAUGGAAAAACCACCGUUCACUGGGGGGACGCCCGUUAUGAUGCUACCCUGUAUACAAAACUGGGUAGAACGGACACCGCAGUCUUCAAGAAAUUGUAUGGACUAUUGCCGGAGAAGAUGGAUAAAAUAAGUAAAAAAUCCCAGCAAUUUUCCCUUGUUUUGAAGUGUGAGAAGGCUAAUUCGUUUAGGCAAUGACAAAAUGGUUAUACUUUUAAACACCCACGCUGGUGUUCUCGCAUCGGAUUACAAGAAAGGAACUAGAAAGUUCUCAACCCUAUUCACCAGGUUCAUCAAAGCCUUGGAGCGUUCCCGAUUCGACGAAACGUACCCCGGCGUUAAAGAUACGGAGCCCGUCACCGCGGCAAUGGAGGUAACUAUCGCAUAUCGUGCAUUUGUCGACUGCAUCAGGAAGGAG